Rhododendron vialii is the source of this 1193-nucleotide messenger RNA. RefSeq lists its product as uncharacterized. Lineage: Eukaryota; Viridiplantae; Streptophyta; Magnoliopsida; Ericales; Ericaceae. The coding region runs from base 166 to 747 and encodes 193 amino acids. Gene Ontology annotation, molecular function: RNA polymerase II CTD heptapeptide repeat phosphatase activity. Gene Ontology annotation, biological process: termination of RNA polymerase II transcription. The transcript has 5 exons. Gene Ontology annotation, cellular component: mRNA cleavage and polyadenylation specificity factor complex; nucleus. The record is from RefSeq and is a predicted model, not a curated record.
AACUGCGGAAAAGAGCUUGAUGUAUCAAUUAUCAUCGCCUCAUCGGUGUUUCUGAGAGUGUAUAACGGUAAUACUAGAAACUAGAAAGCAGCCUCUCAUUACCAUUCUUGGAGUCUGUCUCGUUCGUUACUAUUAUUCACAGAAGAUCACAAAAAGGAGAGAGAGAUGAAGUUUCGAUACGCCAUGGUUUGUUCUUCGAAUCAGAACCGAAGCAUGGAGGCUCAUUCUCUCCUCAAGAGAGACGGCUUCGACGUGUCUUCUUACGGGACCGGAGCCCACGUUAAGCUCCCUGGUCCUUCCCUCAGAGAACCCAACGUCUACGACUUCGGCACCCCCUACAAGCACAUGUUCGAAGACCUCCGGCGCAAAGAUCCUGAACUUUACAAACGCAACGGCAUAUUACCAAUGCUUAAGAGGAACUUAGCUGUCAAACUUGCGCCACAGCGUUGGCAAGAGAAUGCAGCUGACGGUAGCUUUGAUGUGGUCUUCACUUUCGAAGAGAAAGUUUUCGACAUGGUUGUUGAAGAUCUCCACAACAGGGAUCAUGUCCUCAUGAAACCUGUGUUGAUAAUCAACUUGGAAGUAAAAGAUAACCACGAGGAAGCGGCCAUAGGAGCUCGACUCACUCUUGUUUUGUGCCAAGAGAUCGAAGCAACUGAAUUUUGGGAGGAUUCGAUUGAUGAGAUUGUGGCUAAUUUUGAGAAGCAGCAUCGGAGGAAGCUGUUGUAUAGCAUCUCCUUCUAUUGAGGAUCCCAUGUCUACAGUGGUAAAUUGAAAGCACUUUUGCACCUUUAUGCAGCUUAGUAAAGAACUCACUUUUGUUACAAGAUUAACCAGUUGGCUGCAAAGUUGAGCAUCAAGCUCCUAAGAGUAUCUCUAAAAAACAAGGUGCAUUUGUCAAGAGUAGAAACUCUAUCUUCAUACUUCCGAAGAUCAAAUUUCUAGUCUCAGAUGAUGUUCUGGAUUUAAGUAUUGGUUGUAUGCAUUAUAUCAUGCCUUUGACAAUGUUUGGAUAUCACCUGGGAGGGGGGGAAUGCAGAACAAAAAGUUAGAUGUGGGAUCUGGGUGGCUGGAUAUUUAUCGCUUCCGAUGUUCUGGAAGAAUGACACUUUCUAUCCUUAUACUUUUGUCCAAAUUUAACUGUGGUCAUUGGCUAAGAUUAUUGUUGCUACUGAAGAUGGUUGCGUGCUUAA